Messenger RNA from Arabidopsis thaliana (thale cress), 1450 nucleotides. RefSeq names its product N-lysine methyltransferase. The transcript is spliced from 5 exons. Bases 226 to 1050 code for a protein of 274 amino acids. NCBI's taxonomy places the organism in Eukaryota, Viridiplantae, Streptophyta, Magnoliopsida, Brassicales, Brassicaceae. The record is from RefSeq and is marked reviewed.
GUUAAAUCACACGUGGCAGCGUAGAGAAGAAGCUUCCAGAUCAAAAUGAGAUUUACGAACAAAGUAAAGGGUAAUAGAGUCAAUUAACACAAUCGAUUAAUCUUAAACCAAGUGGGAAGAAGAAGCUGAAAAGAGAGAGACUAAUCUUCUUCUUCUUCUUCCUCUCUGUAUUUUUCUCAUUCUCUUCGAUUUGUUUGCUUGCUAGUGACUAGUGAGUGAGAGAGUAUGGAGAGAAGUACUCCGGUGAGAAAGCCACACACAUCGACCGCAGAUCUACUUACUUGGUCGGAAGUUCCACCGCCGGAUUCUCCUUCCUCCGCUUCUCGCUCCGCCGUUCGUUCCCACCAGCCAUCGGAUGGGAUUAGCAAAGUGGUGUUUGGUGGUCAAGUCACCGAUGAAGAAGUUGAGAGCUUGAACCGCAGGAAGCCUUGCUCAGAACAUAAAAUGAAGGAGAUAACUGGCAGUGGGAUCUUUUCUCGUAACGAAAAAGAUGAUGCGUCAGAGCCAUUACCAGUUUAUCAGCAAGCAGUUAAUGGUAUAAGCCAGAUAUCAUUUGGUGAAGAGGAAAAUCUAUCUCCUAAAAAGCCGGCUACUGUACCUGAAGUGGCGAAACAGCGAGAGCUCAGUGGGACUAUGGAGAAUGAAUCAGCUAAUAAGCUACAGAAGCAGCUCUCUGAUGCUAAAUACAAAGAGAUCAGUGGACAGAACAUCUUUGCACCACCGCCUGAGAUCAAACCUCGAUCUGGAACUAAUCGUGCAUUGGCUCUUAAGGACAAUUUCAACCUCGGAGCUGAAUCUCAAACUGCUGAAGAAGACUCAUCUGUGAAGACAGCAAAGAAGAUUUAUGACAAGAAAUUCGCAGAACUUUCAGGAAACGACAUAUUCAAGGGAGAUGCGGCGUCAUCUAAUGUUGAAAAGCAUCUGAGUCAAGCGAAGCUAAAGGAGAUAGGAGGAAACAACAUAUUUGCAGAUGGGAAAGUAGAAGCAAGAGACUAUUUAGGCGGUGUCCGUAAACCACCAGGUGGAGAGACAAGCAUCGCACUUGUUUAAAAUCAUCUUUUUCGGUAACAACUUAACUCUUUUAUAAACCGCGGUUGUUCGGUGUGUGUUCUUGUGGUUUCCCAUACACUUCAGCUCAAAGUGUGAUUUGUAUUUUGCGGUUUCGUGGUUGUUAUUUUUAUUGAGUUGGUUUUUAAGCCGUUAGGGCUUUCUAAUGUAAGUUCGAGCUUAAACUGUUGGGAGAUUAUAAGCAUUACUACGGGACAGAGGAUGUUGCUUGUUUCAGAAGUUAUUGUUUUUCUUUUCCGGGUCUUCUGAAACCGGAAAACCAAACUUGUUUCAGCAGUUUGUACCACAAAAGUUAUGAGUAUGUCUUAGUAUUGAUAUUGCAAUGUGCAGUAAGCAUGUAUUGAUGUACACUAUAGCAAACGCUCACACUUAGAUGAGAAGU